Molecule: messenger RNA, 718 nt
Organism: Saprolegnia diclina VS20
Lineage: Eukaryota; Oomycota; Saprolegniomycetes; Saprolegniales; Saprolegniaceae
Exons: 1
Coding region: 12-677 (221 amino acids)
Biological process (GO): protein polyubiquitination; positive regulation of proteasomal ubiquitin-dependent protein catabolic process; ubiquitin-dependent protein catabolic process
Cellular component (GO): ubiquitin ligase complex; cytoplasm
Molecular function (GO): ubiquitin protein ligase activity; ubiquitin conjugating enzyme binding; zinc ion binding
Source: RefSeq, a predicted model, not a curated record
CUCUUGGCGAAAUGUCAUUUCUCCUACUCACCUUCUCGGUGCUUGGUCUGCUGCUGCUGGCCGUCGCCCACCGACCGACGACGCCACCGCCGAUACAAGCUACGUCGCGCUGCGCUAUCUGCUGGGACUCGGUCGCCGUCACCGCCGGCAUGAGCCACUGCGGCGACUGCACAACGCUCUGUUGCGCCCCGUGCCUUCGACUGUACCUCCAGCGUAAAGCCGAGUCGCGCAACACGACGUUCGAGAGCCUGGCGUGCGUCGGCUGUGCGCGGCCACUCACCAAGCAUGUGCUGCGAGAGCUCUUGUCUCCAGGGCUGUACGCGACCUUGUGCAAGCGGCUUGCGCCACACCACACCGCGAGCUGCCCGCGACGCGGUUGCGACGGCACACUGUACCUUGAGAUGAACCGGAGCAAGUGGUUCUUUCAGCGGCGCGCCUUCUGCUCUCGCUGCCUCCGCCCCGCGUGUCUCAAGUGCGGGAAGGCGUACCAUUGCCUGCCGACGUGCCAGGACCGCCGCUUCGAGGCCUACUGCCGCGCGCACAACGUCCAGACGUGCCCUAGCUGCCACCGCUACAUUCAGCGGUCGGGUGGCUGCCACUACAUGGAGUGCAUCAAGUGUUCGCACGCCUUCUGCUGGAAGUGUCGACUGCCAUGGCGCUUUGGCCACGCCUGCUAGCUCCUAGGAGUCUCUUCACUAAACGCAAAACACGAGCGGAC